AUGAGAGCCUCAAUUGCGUUCCUAAGCUUCGCCGUUGCGGCAACGGCACUGAAUACACCAAGGAAUCCUCACAAGAAGAAGCCUCACGCAAUUGACCCAAAGGACUUUGUCUAUGUCGAUGGGCUAAGGUUGAAAGAUGCGAAGGGUCUUCAUUACAUUACUGGACUCAACUACUGGGCAUGUCUCAACCUGGCAGCCGACGCCUCUCAAGGCGGAAACUACUCUCGCCUUGUCACAGAGCUCGACCAAAUGGCUGCCCACGGCGUAAAUCAUCUACGUGUCAUGGCUUCCUCCGAAGGCGCGCCAACCCCACAACCCUUCCGGAUGAAUCCUCCUCUCAUGGAUGCCCCUGGGAAGUACAAUGAGAAAGUUUUCCGUGGCCUUGACAUUUGCCUGGAUGAGCUUUCCAAGCGCGGCAUCAGGGCGACUAUGACGCUCAACGACGAAUGGCAAUGGUCUGGUGGUUUCGCACAGUACGUGUCCUGGGCGAACAACAACACCGCAAUUCCGUACCCACCCUCCUGGAACAUGACGAAAGCACCGCAGCGCCCGACCCCAGGAACAGGUUGGGGCAACUACUCCGACACAGAGGAUGGUGCACACACUUACAACGAGUACACCACCUUUGCGAACCAAAUCUACACAAACCAACUAGCGGAGCAAUGGUACAAAGACCACAUCAAAACUGUCAUCACACGCAAAAACACCGUAAAUGGAAAAAAGUACAACGAAGACGCCACAAUCAUGACGUGGCAACUCGCCAACGAGCCCCAAUCCCUCGACUCCUUUAAUACUUCUGAUCCCCUCUUCCCAUGGGUCGAUCGCAUCUCCACGUACAUCCGCAGCCUCGCGCCCAAGCAGCUCAUCUCCGUCGGCCUGGAGAGCAAGCAAGGCGAGCAGAUCUUCAAAGCCGUGCACAAGGCGCCCGACGUCGACUACGCGACCACGCACUGCUGGGUGCAGAACUGGGGCAUCUACGACAUGUACAAUGCCAGCGAGGCGAAUCUCAAGGUCGCGCAGGACUUUGCCACGGCGUUCGUGGCGAACACGAGUAGGUGGGCGCGGGACGUGGGGAAGCCGGUGUUUUUGGAGGAGUUUGGUAUGGCGAGGGAUAAUUGGGAGAAUGCGGAUAAGGAGUAUCCGUAUUUGAGUAGUGCGAGUACGACGCAUAAGGAUGCGUAUUUUAGGACGAUCAUCGGUGCCGUUAUGGCCGACUUCAAGAAAGGCGGUGCCUACGUCGGUACAUGUCCAUGGGCUUAUGGCGGUAUUUGGCGGCCUGAAACGCAGGUCAUGAAUGAGUUCGGGAUGGUUUGGGCGGGCGAUCCACCGCACGAGUCGCCGGGCUGGUAUGACUUGUACGACGACGACGAGGCCAUGAACAUUGUGGCGAGACAGCAGAAGGAUGUUGCGGCGUGGAUCAAGAGAAACUCAACGCAUGGGUACUAG
Didymosphaeria variabile is the source of this 1446-nucleotide messenger RNA. RefSeq lists its product as uncharacterized. Bases 1 to 1446 code for a protein of 481 amino acids. The record is from RefSeq and is a predicted model, not a curated record. NCBI's taxonomy places the organism in Eukaryota, Fungi, Ascomycota, Dothideomycetes, Pleosporales, Didymosphaeriaceae. The transcript has 4 exons. Gene Ontology annotation, molecular function: hydrolase activity, hydrolyzing O-glycosyl compounds.